Colletotrichum destructivum is the source of this 549-nucleotide messenger RNA. RefSeq names its product Putative cutinase/acetylxylan esterase, alpha/Beta hydrolase. Gene Ontology annotation, molecular function: hydrolase activity. The coding region runs from base 1 to 549 and encodes 182 amino acids. The record is from RefSeq and is a predicted model, not a curated record. Lineage: Eukaryota; Fungi; Ascomycota; Sordariomycetes; Glomerellales; Glomerellaceae. The transcript has 4 exons.
AUGGUUGGCCUCCCUAGCGAUGGGCAAUUGGUUGAUGCCCGAGGCUCUGGAGAGCCGCAGGGCGUUUCCCUCAUGUUUCAAGUCGCCAUCGAACGCAUCCUUGCCAACGGCACCGGGGCUGUCAGUCAGUCCAUCACGUAUCCCGCCGGUUUCGACCAGAACGUCACCACUGGUGGUGCAACCGUCGUUCUGGAAGCUCUUGAGAAGAUGGAAAAGGCGUCUUUGGCAGCUGUUAGCGGUGUCGUUUUCGUCGGCAAUCCCUACCGCAUUCCCGGCCGACGCUCGAACGUCGACAGCCAGGGUCGCCCCGAUAACCGCACUGCCUUCGGCCUCUUUGCGACUCAUGUCAUGCAGGCCAACCAAAGCAUCCCGACCUAUAACGAAGAGUUUGACCAGAGUGGAAAGGUCAUCGACACCUGUCUCGAGAACGACGUUGUUUGCGCGACGGAUCCCGAUUGUACUUGCCAGCUUGCAAGCGCCCACAUGUCGUAUGGGUUGAUGCAACCUGUGCAGGACUUGAUCGUCAGCCACGUCCUUGAUCGGAUGUAA